Colossoma macropomum (tambaqui) is the source of this 1670-nucleotide messenger RNA. RefSeq names its product caudal type homeobox 1 b (gene cdx1b). The record is from RefSeq and is a predicted model, not a curated record. Gene Ontology annotation, biological process: anterior/posterior axis specification; animal organ morphogenesis; cell differentiation. The transcript is spliced from 3 exons. NCBI's taxonomy places the organism in Eukaryota, Metazoa, Chordata, Actinopteri, Characiformes, Serrasalmidae. Bases 109 to 888 code for a protein of 259 amino acids. Gene Ontology annotation, molecular function: RNA polymerase II transcription regulatory region sequence-specific DNA binding; DNA-binding transcription factor activity, RNA polymerase II-specific. Gene Ontology annotation, cellular component: nucleus.
GGCAGUCUUCACUCAGGUCCACUGGAGGAAGCUACGCACACAGGUACAGGUGAGAGGUAACAGGUGAGGAGAAAAGCACAGUAUGAGCUGGAGCCCUCAGGUGGCACCAUGUACGUGAGUUACCUGUUGGAGAAGGACGGCAGCAUGUACCCGAACUCAGGGAGACACCCCGGCCUCAACCUGAACCCUCAGACCUUUGUUUCCGCUCCUCCUCCUCCUCCCCCACCUCCGCCUGCGCCUCAGUACUCGGACUUCACCGGAUACCAUCAUCAUCAUCAUCAUCAUGUGCCAGGUAUGAGUGGUGAGGCUCAGACUGGUACCUGGAGCCCAGGUUACCCCACGCGAGAGGACUGGGCGCCCUACAGUGCAGGACCUGCCCCACCUGCCCCGAACCCUGGACACCUGGCUUUCAGCCCACCUGAGUUUUCCCCAGUGCAGCCCCCUGGGCUUCUGCCCCCCACAGUGGGGCAGCUUUCCCCCAGCGCCCCCCGCAGGAACCCCUACGAAUGGAUGAGACGGAACACAGCGCCUCCUAACCCAGGUGGAAAGACCAGAACCAAAGAUAAGUACCGGGUGGUCUACACGGACCAUCAGCGUCUGGAGCUGGAGAAGGAGUUCCACUACAGCAAAUACAUCACCAUCAGGAGGAAAGCAGAACUGGCCACAGCGCUCAGCCUUUCAGAGAGACAGGUGAAGAUUUGGUUUCAGAACCGAAGAGCCAAAGAGAGGAAGAUCAAUAAAAAGAAGCUCCAGCAGCCUCAGGCAGCGUCCACCACCACCCCCACCCCCCCCAGCUCAGCCAUCCCCAGCAACGCAGCUAUGGUAACCAGCAGCAGCGGCGGCCUCGUGUCGUCCUCAAUGCCAAUGACUAUCAAAGAGGAGUACUGAGAGAAGAGCAAGUUUUAAAGCGAUAGUUCUGGAAAAUUCCUCUAGUUUCCCCCUUUUCUUUAAAUUAACUGGAUCAGCCAAAACAUGUUUGGUGUCUAAAGGUUGCUUCUUCAGUUUUAGCACUGGAGCUAUGUGGCUAAUGUAGCUAACAAGUAAUGGAAUACCCCACCAAUUAUCGUGGUGCUAACUGCAUGCCUAAAUCAUCACAGACUCGCUUGAGACAUGUUAGUGAAGUUGACUUCCUAUUUGCCAGCUUCUUUUUUAAAAUUUCCAUUCUACCUUAAAUGGCACAGCAGUCACAUUGAGUGUGUAUGCAUGCACUUAAUAAUCCGAUAACUGCAGAAAAUCAGAUUUUGUCAGUAAUCCGAUCAACGCGUUUACAUGCGCUUGAAUAGUCAGAUAAUGGGGAAACUCCAGGUCCACAUGAUUCUGGCAGUAAUCAGGUUUCUACUUCACAACGAGCCAAUAAACUCACAGAAGAAGACGCGACAUAAACAUAACACUCAAACUUCAUCCCGUGGCUUUGUUUUUUAUUAAACAUCACGCCACCUUACCUGAAAAUAUGAACAUACAUCAUCUAGAAGAUAAAGAAUAUUUAAAUCCUUUAUUUCGUGUUUGGUUUCAGUGCCUCUCCAACACUGUUCUGCUGCGUCUCACGAUAUCCACCGUCUGUUCUUGCGCAUGCUCAGACUGAGAAAUCCGAAAGAAAUCAGAGUAAGAGUUUACAUGCACUGAGAAAUCUGACCACUGAGCUAAAAUCCAGCUCUCUUUAUCAGAUUUCU